UCAUUUUUUUUCUUCCUUUUUUUCAUUUCCACUUUUUUUGUUUUUCAUAUUUUCUCAUAUAAUUCAUUAUUAUUUGUUUGUCUUUCGUCUUUUAUUCUCGAAAUUCAUCGGUUAAAAAAAUACGAACAAAUCGUUGCUCACUGUAACUGCGACGGCAAAAGCUAUAUGUCCUUUUUCUAAGUGAGCUCGAUUCAUACGGAUUUACAAGCGGAAGAAGAUCAUAUUUUAUUUGUAAAAUUCUCGUUAAAACUCAAGUUGAAUUUAUUUUCGGUGUGUUGAACGACUGCUGUUUUAUUUUAGCUGUUCAUUUGUCGUACAGAAAUAUUCGAUAUGAACAUUAGUUCGUGGUUAAAAAUUGUUACGGCUCUUGUGUGCGUGUUCUUGGCAUUUGUCUCACUUCCAGUAGAAUGUGCAAAGCAAGCUCCUGGACCAGCAGCAGCGACACAUGAGCCUGUCAUCGAAGAAGUGACUCAAAAACAACUUGAGAGAAUCUUGCAGGAAAAGGAUUAUGUAGCCGUUUACUGGUAUGCAAGAAGCUGUUUAACUUGUGAUAAAGUACUUGCCGAACUUGAAAAAAUUGACGAUGACACCGAUUCGUUUGGUGUUGAUUUUGUGAAAAUAAACGACAAACGACUGGCCAAAGAGUAUGGCAUCAAAAAGUUCCCAGCACUUACAUACUUCAGAGAGAAGGAGCCAAUUAUCUAUGAUGGUGAUCUCAUGGAUGAAGAGGGCGUUCUUGACUUUUUGACAUCACUAGAAGCCAUGGAUCUUCCCGACCGUAUUGAAGAAGUCAAUGCAAAAAUCUUGGCCAAGAUCAUCGAAGAAACUGACUACGUUGCUGUGCUAUUUUGUCCUGACCAUAGCACUUGUGAAACACGAGGAAAAGCGAUCACUGAAAAUAAACCAGAAUGUAAACGAUGCACAAAAGCUUUACAAGAGCUUGAAAAUAUCGAUGAUGAAGCUGAUCAAUUGGACAUUGGUUUUGUUAAAAUCCAUGAUGAAUCACUGGCAAAUGAAUAUAAUCUUGGAGCAUUGCCAGCAUUGGUAUACUAUCGUCAUCAAAUACCGAUAUUGUAUGAAGGAGAACUUUCGAAAGAAGAGGAUGUUUUAGAAUGGUUGAUUGAGAACAAAUCGACUGGAGACGAUGAAGAAGUUAUAGAAGAUGUAACAGCCAAAACACUAAGCACAUUAAUUGGAAAUGUGGAUAACUUGGUUGUUUUGUUUUAUGAUCAUGGAAUUGAUGAUUCUAUGACUGUGCUUGAAGAGCUUGAGAAAAUUGAUGACGAUUGUGAUAAGCAUGGCAUUCAAUUUGUUAAAAUUGAUGAUGAUCGAACAUCACGUGGUUAUGGUAUUGAUAGUGUACCGGCUAUCGUAUUUUUUGAAAAACAAGUACCAAACAUUUACAACGGUGACUUAUUAAAUGAAGAAGAAAUAUUGCAAUGGCUUGUAUCGCAAUUAGAAAAGGACGAAAUCGAAGAUGUUACCGAAGAAAUGCUCGAUAGAAUGGUUAAAGAAGGAAGGACAUUAGCUGUACUUUUUUAUGAUAAUAAUGAUGAUAAAUCACAAAAAGUACUCGAGGAGCUGGAGAAUAUUGACGAUGAAUGCGAUGCGCUUGGCGUUACUUUUGUUAAAAUCGAUAACAUUGACGAAGCUAAAGAAUAUGGAAUCGAUGGUUUGCCAUCGUUGUUGUACUUUGAAAAGGGCAUUCCAACUGUUUACGAGGGGCGUCUUGAAGAUGAGGAAUCAGUGUUGAAAUGGUUGGAACAACAAACUACAUCGGAUGAAAUCGAAGACAUUACCGACGAAAUGUUGGAUAUUAUUCUUGAAAAAAUGCCCUACGUUGCCGUUUUAUUUUAUGACAAGGAUCAGAAAAAAUCACAAAAAGUUCUCGCUGAAUUAGAAAACAUUGAUGAUGAAUGUGAUCAAAACGAUAUCGCUUUUGUAAAGAUCGACGAUGACAAGGAAGCCGAAGAAUGGGGCAUUGACGAAAUUCCAACAAUCGUAUUUUAUGAACGUGGCAUUCCACACAUCUAUGAAGGUGAUUUGAUGAAGGAAGACGAUCUACUUGGGUGGCUCAUUCAUCAAAAGCGUCAUUCAGAAAUCCCAGAAAUCACCGAUGAAAUGAAAGACAAACUCGUUGAAAGCACCAAGCAUUUGGCCGUUAUCUUUUACGAUAAAGACGAUAAACAAGAUAUCCGUGUGCUUAACGAAUUAGAAAAUAUUGAUGAUGAACUAGAAAAGGAAGGCAUUGUUAUUGUUCGUAUUGACAAUGCUGAUGAAGCAAAAGAGUACGGCUUGGACCAUUUGCCUGCUUUGAUUUAUUUUGAAGAUAAAAUUCCAGCUCUGUACGAAGGUGAUUUGAUGAAUGAAGAUGAAGUUUUGGAAUGGCUAAUUUUGCAAAAAGAAACUGCAACCAUUGAAGAAGUUACUGACGAAAUUUUAAAGGAUUUAAUUGAUGAUCAUGAAUACGUUGUUGCUUAUUUUACUGGACCAUGUGAGGAAGGCGACAAAUGCGAUAACAUUUUGGAUGAUUUGGAGAAUAUUGAUGAUGAACUUGACGAAGCGGGAAUCAUUUUUGUAACAACCGAAGACACCGUUAUGGCAAAGAAAUUGAAUAUCAAACUUUUCCCACAAUUGGUCUUCUUCCGUAAUCGUGACCCUUUAUUCUUCAAGGGCGACCUUGAAGAUGAGGAUGAAGUGUUGUCGUGGCUCACUGAUGAAAAUACCCUUGAAAUUCCUGGAAAAAUCGAAGAAGUAAACAGCAAAAUGUUGGAAAAAAUCUUGGGCGAAAGUGAUCAUGUUGUGGUCUUUUUUUACAGAGAAGGAGACAAAAAAUCUCAAAAGAUUUUGAAUGAAUUGGAGAACAUUGACGAUGAGUGUGAAGAGAAAAGCAUCGAUUUUGUCAAAACUUCGGACGAAGGAAUAGACAAAGAAUACGAUUUGGCUGAACUACCAGCUCUCGCAUUCUAUCGCAACAAAUUCCGUACUAUAUAUAAAGGUGACUUGAUGAAGGAAGACGAAAUCUUGGAAUGGGUACUUGAUUUGUAUGAGUCAAAUCCAGAUGUUAUUGAAUCGGUCGACCGAAAAACCUUGCAAGUUCUAAUUAACGACGUUGAACAUUUAGCGGUAUUUUUCUAUGAUGAAAAAUGUGCAUCAUGCCCAGGCAUUUUGGAAGAACUUGAAACCAUUGACGAUGAUACCGACGAACACGGAAUUCAAUUUGUCAAAUCUAGCGAUGUUAAACUCGCUCAUGAAAUUGGAAUUUUCUCAUUUCCUGCUUUAGUGUAUUAUGAAACCGGUGUUCCAAUUAUGUAUGAUGGAAAUUUGGAAAAUGAAACCUAUGUUUUAGACUGGAUGAUUGAACAAAAGACUGACGAAAGUAUUGAAGAAAUCGAUCGUCCAACAUUAUUUGAAUACAUAGGUUCGAAAGAUUUCUUAGCUGUUGUAUUCUAUGAUCCAGAAGAUUCGGACGCUCGCCGAAUUUUGCGCCAUAUUGAGCUAAUUGAUGACGAAGCUUCAGAAUAUGGUAUUACAAUAGUUAAAACAACCGAUAAAUUAAUGGCGAAAAAAUAUGGAUAUAGAAAAUUACCCGGUUUAACAUACUUCAGAAAGGGCAAAAAUAUCAAUUAUGAUGGUGACAUUGACGAUGAGGAGGAAGUCCUUGAUUGGCUUACGUUACCAGACAACAUGGAAAUGACGGAUCAUAUCGAAAAAGUUAAUCGCAAAAUGUUUCAAAAGAUUCGACAGACAUCCGAUUAUUUGGCAGUUUUUUUUUAUAGUGAUGAUUGUAAACAAUGUCCCCGAGUAUUGGCAGAGAUUGAGCAUAUUGAUGAUGAAGCUGAUGGUGCGGGUAUUAAUUUUGUUAAGAUUGACGACAAAACAAUGGCAAAAGAAUUUGGUGUUUUUGCACUUCCGGCUAUUCUAUUUUUCCGUCAAAAUUCAAAAGAGCCAGUCAUUUAUGCUGGUGACUUAUAUGAAGAAGAUCAAAUCUUAAAUUGGCUAAUGACACAAAAAGAUCCAGGUGGUGAUGUGAUCGAAGAUUUGGAGGGACAACGUCUUAUCGAUUUAAUCGAACAAUCGGGUUCAAUGGCAGUUUACUUCUGGAAUAAAACUCACUGCGAUAUGUGUAGUUCUAAAGCAAUGCGAAAAGCGCGCUUGAAAAAGGAUAAAGAGACGACACAGGCUACUAACCAACCACCAAGUGAUAACCCUGAUGAAUUGGCCGCGGCUUCAGCAACACCGCUACCAACACCAACCCAACAUCAUCAUGGCGCACACGAUGAGGAUAGUGACGAUUGUGAACAAUGCACAAAAACUUUGGAAGAGCUGGAAAACAUUGACGAUGAUUGCGAUCGGCAUGGCAUCACCUUUGUCAAAACAAAAGAUUUCUCCGUUGCCGAACAAUUUGGCGUUCAUGAUUUUCCUGCGCUAGUGUAUUUUGAAAGCAGCAUCCCAAAUGUAUUCGAAGGUCAAUUGAAUGAAGAAGAGGAGGUUUUACAGUGGCUCAUUACACAGAAAACUGAAGAUCGUAUAGAACUCAUAACUAGACAAAUGCUUGAAUCGAUGGUUGCAGACACGCAAUAUUUAGCAGUAUAUUUCUCACCUGAACGUUAUCAAAAUCAACCAUCUUAUUGCCGAAGUCUUUGUUCACCGCUUCCAAAAAAAUUAAAAAUAAAGGACUCAAAGCAUCCAUUAUUGCUAGAGUAUUUGGAACGUAAAAAGCAAAUGGUAGAGAAGCAAGAUAAAAUAAAUUGUAAUAUUUGUGAUCAAAUUCUUGAGGGUCUUGAGUUGAUUGAUGAUGAGUGCGAUGUGUUCGGUAUUCACAUGGUUAAGAUUCAGGAUCCACAACUAGCAAAACGAUACUCGAUCAAAACGUUUCCAGCGCUCGUAUACUUCCGAAAUGGAAAUCCAUUGCUUUUCGAAGGUGACAUGCAAAAUGAGCAAUCAGUACUCGAGUGGCUUAUUGAUGAUGAUAAUCGUGAAUUGGCUGACGAAAUAGAAGAAGUAAAUGAACGCAUGUUGGAGCGUUUAUUGGACGAAUCAUCUUUAUUGGUUGUAUUUUUCUAUGAUGAGGAUUGUGCCGAAUGCGAAGAAAUUCUCGAAGAACUUGAACAAAUCGACGGGGAAGCCGAUAUGUUUGGAAUUGAUUUCGUGAAAAUUGCCAGUCAUGAAGCAGCCCAAAAAUAUGAAGUUAACAGCAUUCCUGCUCUUGUUUAUUUCCGGAAGCAAGUUCCGAUGUUAUAUGAUGGUGACUUACAUCAGCAUGAUCGUAUUUUAACUUGGCUUACCUCACAGGACGUGUUCGAAAUAAAAAAUGAAAUCGAAGAAGUCAACCGAAAAAUGUUGGACAAAUUGCUAGAAGAAAAUGAAUUUUUGGCGGUUUAUUUCUAUGAAGCCGAUCAUCCCGACAGUACACUGGUUCUUGAAAAGCUGGAAAAUAUCGAUAGUGAAACAGACAAUUUGGAUAUAACUUUUGUGAAAAUGUCCGAUUCAAGAUAUGCACGAAAGUGGGGCGUCACAAAACUACCUGCAAUUGUUUACUUUAGGAAACGAUUCCCAAGCAUAUAUAGAGGAGAUUUAUUAUCAGAAGACGAGGUUCUUGAAUGGUUGCGAAAAAAUCGUUUUCGUCAACCAGAACUAAAUAUUUUUAUGUAUGCUUUAAUUGCCAUAUCAGUUGCAUUCGUAUUGUAUACAGCAUUCUUGCUGCAAUGUUUUAAACCGCCUCCCACACCACCGCCAGUCAACGUGAAACAGCAGUAGAUUGAAAGAUCAACACAACAAUAAUAUAAUUUUAUUUAUGUUUAUUUCUUAAAUAUCAAAAGAUUUUGGUAAUAAAUUCUACCCAAGGAACAAUUUGUAAUGCAAA
Contarinia nasturtii (swede midge) is the source of this 5866-nucleotide messenger RNA. RefSeq lists its product as uncharacterized. NCBI's taxonomy places the organism in Eukaryota, Metazoa, Arthropoda, Insecta, Diptera, Cecidomyiidae. The coding region runs from base 331 to 5760 and encodes 1809 amino acids. The transcript is spliced from 29 exons. The record is from RefSeq and is a predicted model, not a curated record.